This is a messenger RNA of Lates calcarifer (barramundi perch), 2987 nucleotides long. RefSeq names its product family with sequence similarity 234 member A (gene fam234a). The record is from RefSeq and is a predicted model, not a curated record. Lineage: Eukaryota; Metazoa; Chordata; Actinopteri; Centropomidae. Gene Ontology annotation, molecular function: protein binding.
AGAUUAGCCUGUCAGGUAGCAGCUACACAGAGGCUGGUGUCCUCUGGUGGCUCCUCUAACUACAAGUUAUGUCUAUGCCUAGAUUAGAGAAGGUAGAUGUUUAAGUCAUUUUCGUAGUAGUAGGUUUUGAUAUCGUUUUGUUUAAAAAUCUUUACCGCGAGGACUGGGAGAGCGCUACCUGACAGACAAAUUUCGUGCAUUUAACCUCAGUGUCAUUUGUUUACGCAGCUGAAGUUGACAGGCAGCUCUGUUGCUGUGUGUCAGGCCUACUACCUGGGUUAGCCGCACCACUGACCUCAAGAGACGACAGUGGAGAGUAAAAUCAGUGAGUCAGUAAUGCAUUGAGGCAACAAUGGAGACCACAGACCGUGCCACUGAGGGCGACCCUCUGAAGAGGGGAGAGGACGGGGCGGAGACGGGAACAGCACCAUCUGCGACAGAGCUGAAGAAGAAGAGCUGCAAGGAGGUCUUGGGUUUUGCCAAAUUGACCCACUGGCGAACUGCAGUCUUCUUUCUCUCCUUGUUCCUCUGCCUCACCAUAGUGUUUGCCUUCUCAUUCAUCAUCCCCUGUCCUGUCAGACCGCAGUAUCAAGUUUCCUGGAACAGGACUUUCUCUGAUGCAGCAACCUAUGACUUCUUAGCUAUUGAAGCUGCAAGUGAUGACAAGGUGUUGGAUGUCCUGUUUGUCGUCAAAAUGAGAGAGGGCAGUCAGAACAAUACGUGUGCUGAUGCAGGUCUGCCUUCGCCAUGUGUGUUUGUGUUCGCAGUGGAUGGGACAGACGGAGAGACCCUAUGGGAGCGUCCAUUGCACCCUGAGUUCCACUGGGCCCAGUGCGGUCUGGAAAAAGACAAACAGAAGACAGGCAGAACCUGGGACUGUCUGCUGUCCCAUUCUGACCAGUUCACAGCUGUUGACAAACACUCUGGUGAAAUUAAGUGGCAGCAGCCUCAGCCUGCUGGUCUGCGUAGCACUGUGCCUGUCCUCAGUGUCCCAGAUCUGGAUGGGGACAAGGUCGAUGAUGUGGCUCUGGUGGCAUCUGACAACACACAGACUCAGCUGGUGUUCCUCUCAGGGAAGACAGGUGCCCAGAUCGGUGCCACAGUGACCCUUGACUCCACAAAGACCCCCCAACAUCUUCUCCAUUGCACUAAAGAUGGUUCUCACUACGUACUGCUCCAAAAAGACACUGGCUUGUAUGGACUGGCACUGUGGAGGAUUGCUGCCAUGGCUAAAGCAGGAAUGGGGGCCAGCCUCAAGAAGGAUAAACUCUGGGAGAGAAAUGCUAGUGCCUCAACUGGCCUCGUACCCAUCUAUGAGUCUGACUCACUGAAAAAAGUGUUCAAAAUACAAGGAACAGAAGAGAGUGAUGAUGAUCCAUCCAACCUGCUGCUUGUAUCUGGGAGGAAGGUGUCAGUAGUGGAUGGAAAAAAUCUGCAGCUACUGUGGAGCUUCAAUACCAGCUCAGUCCUCAGUGAGCCCUCCUUUGGUCACUUUGACAAAGACGAGCUACUUGAUGUUGUGGUUGAGGAGGAUAUUGGCAACUACACAAAGAGGAUAGUAAUUCUUGAUGGGAAGUCUGGUGGUGUGCUGUGGCAAGUCAAGCUUCUGGCUAGUCUGAAUGCACCAGGACCAGCCUCUAUACACACCACCAACUCCUUCUCGAUCUUUGUGUUUUGGGGUAUGAUGCCCACAGAGACCAACUCCUCUGUAUCUUUAACUAGUGACCGACGUUCUUACAUGCUGCAUCCGCUCUAUUCCCAAGUUCUUCUUGAGUCCUCCAAUGUCAUAGACCACAUCAUAACAUUUAAAGCCACACUGUUGGAGCGUGGGCGCCACGCUGCCUACUUCCUGCUGACGGGUCCCGGGAUAGAGGGGGAUGAAGGCACUGUGCUCCUUAGCAAGCGAAAGCUGAAGCAGGAUGUCCCUGACAGCAAAGUACUCCGCAUCGGCUCCGGAGGAAGCACAGAGACCAAUGAGGACAUCAAAGAGGCCUUCAACCGACUCCGCUUCAGGGACUGGUGAAAGGACCAACUGUAACAUGUACAGUGAUUCCUCAGUGUUAAACCCAGGUUGACUGUACAAAUUUAUAAACCAAAGUGUAUACAUUAGUUAUAACUUUCCAACUGCUGACAACCCAAAAAUUCCUUUUUGUUUAGAGACUCAGGCUGGGACAGGGUUCUUCCAUUACUCUGCAUUGGACAAUCUGGGCAUUGUUCUGACUUGACUGUACACGUACAAUCAUGAGUUUAUUUAGUGUCCAAAGAGCUACUUGUUCCCCAACAAUCACUGUGCACAGAUGCUGCUCUCCUGCUGAUGAAUCACGAGGACCUGCCCUGUUGUGUUGUUUCUAGCACUUUCAUACAUCAAUGCAAUUCUCUUUUAAUUGCAGAGGCUGGAUUAUUAUAUUUGCAUCUAUGCAACUGUAUGUCGCACUGUGCUUUUUAGGUAGCAGAUGCACUCUACCACAGCUGGCAGUUCCUGUGUAUUAUUACAACAGCCUUAAAGAUCACACAACGGUAGAGCUGUUUUUCUCAAACUAUACAGUAAGAUAGAUUUACGCUGAAACUUGAGAUAUGACAGAAACACUACCAACGUUAGAGUGCACACUGUGUGGUUACAAUUCUUUUUUUAGUGUUUCCUUUUUGUGAAAGUAUUGGUGAGGCAGUCUUGUGGUUGUUGGUACUGCUGUUGAUAAUCAAUAUGUAUGUCCAUUACUUAAUCCAAGAUGCUGGAACUGGUGGUGUAAAUGCACACUAACUAAACCUUUGAGGCACUCAGUGCUGAGUUAUUGCUGUGGGUUUACAGCUCCUGAUGAAGAAGUUUGUUUUCUUAGUGAUUUACUGUAUAUUAGUUCAAUAAGUGAGAAUGGGUUUCUUGUUUUUGCUGUACAUUAAUAUAUUGAACCUGUGGGACAGGCCUUUGUUGGAGCUGGCUUUUCUUUCUUGAUAUGCUUGAACUUAAGCAAUAUUAAACAAUUUUAAAAUAA